AUGUACCCGGAUGGCGGCUUCGGUCGACUACGGGUAUACGGUCAUGCUAUCCCACCUACCCUCGAAUCUACAUCCCAAGUCCAAAGCGAGUUACCCUCCGAAGAACUCUCUUCCGCUCUCCUAGGCGGUCUCGCCCUCGGCGCCUCGGAUCAACACUUUACACCCUGCAGCAACCUUCUCCUACCCGGCCGAGGAAAGGACAUGGGCGACGGAUGGGAGACUGCCCGGUCUCGCACCCCAGGUCACGUCGACUGGGUCACUGUCAAGCUCGGACUUGCCGGCUCUGCCUCGAGGAUUAUCGUUGACACCAAAGAUUUCCGUGGGAACUUCCCCCGCGCCGUACGAGUCCACGGCCUCCUCGUCGGCUCUGUCGGCAGUGAUGAGGUCCCCGCGCACGACCAUGCGGACUGGAAGGAACUCAUCAAAGGCGACAAGCCAUGUUAG
Molecule: messenger RNA, 444 nt
Organism: Aspergillus puulaauensis
Lineage: Eukaryota; Fungi; Ascomycota; Eurotiomycetes; Eurotiales; Aspergillaceae
Product: allantoicase
Exons: 1
Coding region: 1-444 (147 amino acids)
Biological process (GO): allantoin catabolic process
Molecular function (GO): allantoicase activity
Source: RefSeq, a predicted model, not a curated record